Molecule: messenger RNA, 348 nt
Organism: Stegodyphus dumicola
Lineage: Eukaryota; Metazoa; Arthropoda; Arachnida; Araneae; Eresidae
Source: RefSeq, a predicted model, not a curated record
AUGGACACAUCAAAGGCGCUCGUUCAGAGUUGCUUGCUGUAUGAUCUUAAAGUGGGCCUGUCAGCAGGAGAAUCAAGUCGCCGAAUUCGCCAGGCCUUUGAGGAUGAUGCCGUUAACGAACGAACUUCUAGGCAAUGGUUCCAGAAGUUCAAGUCAGGGUACAUGUCUCUUAGUGAUGCAUCACUCAGCAGUCAGCCACAAGCGCUGAACGAUGAGGGCCUGAGAGCAGCCAUAGAGAGUGACAGUAGCCAAACAUGUGGUGAGCUUGCUGCACACUUCCAGGUAUCAGAUGAAAUGAUCAGACUCCAUUUGCACCGCAUAGGAAAAGCAUACAAGCUGAGCAAGUGA